GCUUAGCCAAUACCCAUUACAUUUACAUAUAUAUAUAUAUAUAUAUAUAUAUUUUUUGUGUCUUAAAUUUCUUUCACUUGUGAAAAUUAAUAAAAAUGGAGAGUUUAAAUAAGUGUGAUGCAAAUUAUGCAGCACUAACACCAAUUACGUUUGUGAAAAGAGCAGCAAAGUUUUAUGCAGACCGGACUUCUAUUAUUUAUGGUGAUGCCAGGUUCACUUGGAAACAAACUUAUGAUCGCUGUUGUCGUCUCGCUUCGUCCCUCAUUUCCCUUGGCCUUGCCAAGAAUCAUGUGGUAUCAGUAUUAGCUCCGAACAUACCAGCAGUAUAUGAGAUGCAUUUUGCAGUACCAAUGGCUGGAGGUGUGCUAAACACAAUCAAUAGUAUGCUUAAUGCUGAAACAAUCAAGACUAUUCUUACUCAUUCAGAGGCCAAGUUUCUAUUUGUGGACUAUGAGUUCAUUCCAAAAGCUUGCCAAGCAUUGCGCCUACUAAAAACCGAAAACAAACAAGCGAUUCUACCCACUAUGAUCCUGAUAAAUGAAAUAGGGUAUCCUAUAAACAACAAUGGAUCUGAAAUCAAGCAAGGUGAUUUCAAAUACGAGCAACUAAUGAUGAAUAGCAAUCAUGAUUUGGUGGCCGAGUCCUCCCUUCCUGUUAUGGAUGUCGAUUACCCUGUAAGAUUAAAUCGCAAACGAAGCUAUAAUAUGGUUGAAUAUGAACAAAUGAUCGAAUUGGGGAAUCCUGGUUUCGCAGGUGUUAAAUUGGUUGAUGAAUGGGAUCCGAUUACUUUGAACUACACUUCUGGCACGACUUCUGCACCAAAAGGAGUCGUGUAUAGUCAUCGUGGGGCGUAUCUUAGUACUCUAAGUAUGCUUCUAGGUUGGGAAAUGGGGACUGAACCUGUUUAUUUGUGGUCAUUACCGAUGUUUCAUUGCAACGGGUGGACAUUCACUUGGGGGAUAGCAGCUCGCGGAGGGACUAAUGUUUGUAUUCGCAAAACAACUGCGUCAGAGAUUUAUCGGAGCAUUGCUUUACAUGGGGUUACACACAUGUGUUGUGCACCUGUCGUGUUCAAUAUCAUUCGUCAGGCCAAACCAGAGGAACGAGUGCAGAUUAGGUCACGAGUCCAAAUCCUAACGGGUGGUGCCCCUCCGCCUGCUGUGUUGGUACAAGAGAUGGAGGAUCUCGGGUUCCAUAUUGUGCACGCUUAUGGACUAACAGAGGCUACCGGGCCUGCUUUAGUGUGCGAGUGGCAAACAAGAUGGGAUCCAUUACCCCGCGAGGAAAAAGCAGAGUUGAAAGCGCGUCAAGGGGUGAGUGUCCUUAGCAUGGAAGAUAUUGAUGUGAGGGACGUCAAGACACAUAAACCUGUGCCUCAUAACGGAUCAACAACAGGUGAGAUUGUGAUUCGAGGAAGUGGCAUGAUGAAGGGAUACUUAAAAAACGAGAAGGAAACUUCUAAGGCUUUUGAAGGUGGAUGGUUUCAUACAGGUGAUGUUGGUGUGAUACACCCAGAUGGAUAUAUAGAAAUUAAAGACAGGCUAAAAGAUGUGAUUAUAUCAGGUGGUGAGAAUAUCAGUAGUGUGGAAGUCGAAAACGUGAUAUCUAAACAUCCUAACGUGUUGGAAGUAGCUGUUGUUGCAAUGCCUCAUUCGCAUUGGGGUGAAACCCCAUGCGCGUUUGUGGUUAAGAAGACUAACGAGAAUUUGACCGAGCAAGAGGUGUUGAUACAUUGUAGGAGUAACUUAACAUCCUACAUGUUACCUAGUAGGAUUAUAUUUUUGGACAAGUUACCCAGGACCGAGUCUGGUAAACCACAAAAGAAUUUGUUGAGGGUUAUAGCCAAAAAAUCGGUAAAUUGGAGUAAUCGACAUCAUGAAAAUCACUCCAUAACUACAGCUUCACGCCUAUAGUCUAUCUUAGUUUACCUAGUUCCUUUAUUAACUUGUUUAGUAUCAAUGUACAUUUGAUUCCCAAGAGUUUCUAUUUUUUUGAGUUAUUUUGUCUAUUUUAGUUUUGAGACCCACAUUAUAAUUAUAUAUAUAUAUAUAUAUAUAUAUGUAUCGCGUUUGAAUAAUGUUAUUGUGUAUUUACUAUGACACAGUUGAAUUAUUUUUGUAACCAAAAUAUGUUAG
Molecule: messenger RNA, 2135 nt
Organism: Amaranthus tricolor (Joseph's coat)
Lineage: Eukaryota; Viridiplantae; Streptophyta; Magnoliopsida; Caryophyllales; Amaranthaceae
Product: trans-cinnamate:CoA ligase, peroxisomal-like
Exons: 2
Coding region: 96-1913 (605 amino acids)
Source: RefSeq, a predicted model, not a curated record